AUGCCCGGACUCAAGGUUGUCGCUCUGAUAUCUGGAGGAAAAGAUUCCUUCUUCUCUAUACUCCACUGCCAUGCAAACGGACACGAAGUCGUCGCUCUCGCAAACCUGCAUCCAGCCGCCCAAAAUGGCGAGCGCUCCGAGGAUAUCGACAGUUACAUGUAUCAAACCAUAGGCCACAGCGUUAUCCCGCUCUACGAACAGGCACUGGGUCUUCCACUCUACAGACAGGAAAUCUCAGGCGGAGUUGUGGAUAGCAAUAAGAGCUAUGCUUCUCCCGCAACCACUCUGCAAAGCCAACAAGACGAGACAGAAAGUCUGGUACCUUUGUUGCGUAAAGUCAUGGCUGCACACCCUGAGGUCAAUGCCGUUAGUACUGGAGCCAUUCUUUCGGAUUACCAGCGCACAAGAGUGGAAUCGGUGGCUAUCAGAUUGGGUCUGGUGCCUUUGUCUUAUCUAUGGCAGUAUCCGUUCUUGCCGCCGUAUACUGAGACUUCACUGUUGGAUGAUAUGGUUGCUGCUGGACAGGAUGCUCGUAUCAUCAAGGUCGCCUCCGGAGGACUGGACGAGGGCUUCUUGUGGGAGAAUGUGGCCAAUCACCGCACAAAGACUAGACUUGUGCGGGCGAUGGAGAGAUUCGGCAUCAUUGGUGAUGGUGCUGCGCUUGGUGAAGGAGGAGAAUUCGAGACGCUCGCCAUUGAUGGACCAUGGCCGCUGUGGAAGAACUCAAUUCAGGUCGAGGAUGAUGAUAAGACGAUUGCAGUUGGUGAAGCAGGAGCUGCGUCUGUGAAGAUCAAGACUGCACGUUUGGUGCCCAAGGAGCCGUCCUCGGAUUUCUUAUAUGAGCAAUUGCGUCGACCAACGACAUUGGACGAUAAGUUUGCAACUCUGGCAACGCGUAUGGAAGACAAGACCGAAGAGACUCCAGAAACACCUGAUGAGGCAGCAAAGACAACAGAAGCCCUCGACCUGACCUCUGGAUGGACAACUCAGACUACAGAUACUUGCACAAUCAUCUCAAACGCAAUGGCAGAAGGAAACUCAGCAGGAGAGCAGAUGACCAACAUCAUGACGCGCUUGAUAACCGACUACAAGGUCAAACCCUCCUUGAUCGCUUUCACCACCAUUCUACUACGAAGCAUGUCUGAGUUCGGUGCAGUAAACGUGGCAUAUGGGUCCCAAUUCACCACACCAAACCCACCGGCCAGAGUCACUAUCGCUUGUGGCAGCACCCUCCCGAUGAACACUCACGUCUCUCUAUCAGUCGUAGUCCUGCACGAUAGCAUAGUAGCACAGAAGCAAGGUCUCCACGUGCAAUCUCGCUCCUACUGGGCCCCAGCUAAUAUCGGCCCUUACUCUCAAGCCAUCAUCACACCAUCUCCUGCCUCCUCCUUACCUCAACUCAUCCAUAUCGCUGGACAGAUCCCUCUCGACCCACCUACCAUGGACUUCCCAGCACAAGGAGAUCUAACACCUGAAGCACACUUUGCCUCCCAAGCUGUUCUUGCACUUCAACAUCUGUGGCGCAUCGCUCAAAUCAUGCAAGCUUCACAUUUCCUGGGUGCUGUUGCAUUUAUCGCUGCAAACUCUCCUACAUCUACGCAAACUCGAGUGAACGCGGCAUUGCAGAGUUGGAAAUUAGCUCACCUGCCACCUGUCACAGAAGAAGCAGAAGACGAAGAAGAUGAACACUUUGAUGUGUGGGAUCAACGUCAAUUCGGCAAUGCAGGAAACGCUGUGACAGCUACUCGUCGCAAGGAUAUUGUGAAUGCAUUUGUGCCGCCAUGUUUUGUGGCCGAGGUGGAGAGUUUGCCUAGAGAUGCUCCGAUCGAAUGGGCAAGUGUUGCUAUCAGGGCAUUGGAUGGUGCUGUAGAGACUAAAGGUAAGCGAUAUUUGGCCCUUCUUUGUGCUGGCUGUUUUGCUAAUUGA
Molecule: messenger RNA, 1926 nt
Organism: Aureobasidium melanogenum CBS 110374
Lineage: Eukaryota; Fungi; Ascomycota; Dothideomycetes; Dothideales; Saccotheciaceae
Product: adenine nucleotide alpha hydrolases-like protein
Exons: 1
Coding region: 1-1926 (641 amino acids)
Biological process (GO): protein histidyl modification to diphthamide
Molecular function (GO): diphthine-ammonia ligase activity
Source: RefSeq, a predicted model, not a curated record